Messenger RNA from Rosa chinensis, 2155 nucleotides. RefSeq names its product metacaspase-1. Gene Ontology annotation, molecular function: cysteine-type endopeptidase activity. The record is from RefSeq and is a predicted model, not a curated record. The transcript has a single exon. Gene Ontology annotation, biological process: proteolysis. Lineage: Eukaryota; Viridiplantae; Streptophyta; Magnoliopsida; Rosales; Rosaceae. The coding region runs from base 171 to 1220 and encodes 349 amino acids.
UGAAUAAAGAAACACCAUAUUUGCACAAUUUCUCCGUUUUUGAUUCUUGCUUCAAUCCCACUCUAAUUUCCCACUCUUUCCUACCCAUUUAUUCACAUCACCUAGCUUCAUCUCUCAUUCCAGAUUCUUAGAAAUCACAAUAACAUCUAAUUAGCAAUUCACCAAUCACCAUGUUCAUGCCUGUAAGCUGCUCAAACUGCAACACAUAUCUGCAGUUACCUACAGGUUCUCAGAUUGUAUGCUGCUCCAGAUGCAUAUUGCGCUUUGCCUACUCAAGAUGUCCUCCUCCUCCUCCUCCUCCUCGCCGGUCAUACUCCUUCUCCUCUUCCUCCUACAACAACCGCCGUCCUUCCCUGUCAUAUGCCUUCUCCUUUUUCUCGUACAACAACCGCCCUCCUCCGCCUUCUCGGUUGCCUUGCCAACGCAAGCGAGCCGUGAUAUGUGGCAUAAAUUAUAAGGGAAUGGGGAAGAACAUGGAGCUCGAGGGCUGCAUUAAUGAUGCGAUUGCAAUGCAGAAUUUGCUAGUCAGGGAGUUCAAAUUCCCUGAGUCUUCCAUUCGCAUGCUCACUGAAAAAGGAGGUCAUCAGCCUCCUACCAAAAUAAAUUUAACGAUAGCACUGCGUUGGCUUGUGCAAGAUUGUCAAGCAGGGGAUUCGUUGGUGUUUUAUUUUGCCGGUCAUGGUGAUCAACAGCCCAACAACACAGGAGACGAGGUGGACGAACUAGACGAGAUACUUUUGCCCUUAGACUACGAGACUAAGGGAGUGAUCGUUGAUGAUGAGAUCAAUGAAAUGAUUGUCAGACCUAUUCCGGCCGGUGUCAAGCUCCAUGCUAUUGUGGAUGCUUGCCACAGUGGUACUGUUCUUGAUUUGCCAUUUCUCUGCAAAAUAGACAAAAGCGGCCAGAGGUGGUUCUGGAAGGACCAAAGACGACCUCAAAAAGCUGGUGUUUGGAAAGGAACGAAAGGUGGAGAGGUCAUUUCCUUUAGUGGAUGUAAUGAUCACCAGUGUGCUGUAGAGAAAACAAUCCCACGGGGUGCCAUGACUUGGGCUUUCGUCGAUGCCAUUGAUCGUGGGUGUGGAAAUACAUAUGGCAACUUGUUAAUUGCAAUGCGAUCUACCGUCCGUAAGGAUUGUAUUGAUACGGAUUCCGCCAUACAAGAACCACAACUAACUUCAAGUGAAGUAUUUGAUGUGUUCACAAGGCCUUUCUCACUAUAGAGAGCUAGGUAGCCACUCUUUUGGUAAGCUAAGAUCCAAUCUUCUUCUUGUCCGCAACUGUGCUCUUUGUAUCUCUAUUUCUACCCUCGUUUCUUCCCAAUCGCCAUUCUUACUCUAAUUGGUUCUUGGCAUGAAGUUCCUGUAAAGUUACUCAUUUACAUGUAAAAUGUUUCUAUUUUCCUGGUGUUUGUCUGGAGACUUGUUCUCCUACCUUUGCGGUUUUACACCCGCCCUCCAGCAUCUUCCUUUUCCGGUGAUCACUCGUCAAAAGCAUUGCGCUCUAGGCAUUACCAAAUUGUUUUCUCAAGGGCGCGACGAUGAGGACAGAGGGAUGGAUAUGGUUGAGAUCAGUGAUAGGAAUGCUUGGUAUCCUGGCUUCAGGAUUCGACCACAAAGGGGAAGACUCAAACCUCUUGUUACUCGUGAAUUUUUUUCGAAAUCUCCAUGGUCCUGGCAUGGGGGUUUGGCUAGAGUUGUGUGGGCUGAGAUGGCAGUGGAGGCGUGUUACAGAACUGUGUUAUGAAGUUGUUUGGGACUGUUUCUGGGUUUGAUUAGGUUUGGCAGUCUAGGGCAGGGCAUGAAGUGGAUCGGGGCGGGAUUUGCCUGUCAAGAGGGACGCGGGGGUGCAAGGCAAGCUUUGGAGAGAAUCUACAGUGUUCUCCACCGCACAGUGGUAGUGGGUCUGAUUAGGAUUGAUGCGGAGCUGAUGGGAGCAGAAACGCAGGUGGAAAUCGGCGUGGAAGCUGUCGGAAAGCAGUCGACGGCGACGGUAUUGGUGGUGACCAGAUCAGUUGGGAGGCCCAACUCCAAUCAGGUGCCUAAACCAAUUCUGAGGGCCAAAUUGGGUGCCCAAACCAAUUCUAAGGCCCAAUGGAGUGUUCAAAGUUUUUAAGAAGGGUUAUUAUCACAAAUGGUACCUAAACUUAUCCUCUAUU